Molecule: messenger RNA, 1917 nt
Organism: Dentiscutata erythropus
Lineage: Eukaryota; Fungi; Glomeromycota; Glomeromycetes; Diversisporales; Gigasporaceae
Source: the annotation of a GenBank genome assembly
AUGUCUUUAGUAAAAGAAUGUUCUGAACAGUUAGAGAAUUGUUUAAAAGAAUAUACAAAUUUCCAAGGAAAAGCCUAUGCACUAAAAAAUUUAAAUCGUAAUUUGUAUUUAGAUGAUGAGACGACUAAAAUACUUAUUAAAGAGAUUAAAAUCUUCAAUAAAAUUAGUGAAGACAAUCACCCUAAUAUUGUGGGAUUUCACGAGAAAUGCUGGUCUUCUAGCCCAGACCAGCGUCCAACACUCCAUGAAGUACUAGACCAUCUUAAGAAGUUCUCAGAGAACACAUCUGUUAAAUUUAUCGAAAAUUACUUUCGCAAUCUUCGUAAAGCCUCUGAAAAAAUUCCCCGUCAUUUCGAGAAUGAUUUUAAGGUUGAGGAUAUCCUCAUUCCGGAAGUAGGUAUUCAUUCCUUACAGGUAGAAACAGACGAAGCAUUCCCUUGUGUCCUGGAGCUCGUGAGUAGGCUUAAUAUUGACAGAGGAUGUAAGAAAAUUAAUGAUAGCUCUAUAGUUGAAGCACCCAUUCCCGCAUUCUCCAUAAAAGAAUUACAUAUGAAGGAUAUUAUUGUUGAAAAUGAAUUUGAAAAGAUUUUUAAGAAAACAACAAAAAAUAUUGAAGAACUAUGGAUAGAAAGUUUCGAAAACGUUUAUAUAAAGGAAAAUGAUAAAGUAGUCGAAAAUUGUAAGGAAAAUGUAGUACUAAAUAAUUACACUAUUAUAUAUUGCCAUAAAGGUACAAUUCUAUUAUCUCUUAAAGAUUUGGAGGCAACGGAAGAAUGCGUUAAUUCUAUAAAAAAUGCAUUAGAUAAUGGUCUUAGUGAUACUCAAAAAAUUGAAAAGUUGAAAAAAGUUGGUAACGAAUAUGGAUUUUUUGGGUUUAAAGUAAUUAAACUUGGAGGAAAACUAGUAAAAGAUGAAAGAAUAUGUUGUAAGAUCGUUGGCGGCGAUAAUACAAUGUCUAAAGAUGCGUCUAAGUGGAUAAAAUCCUUAGAGUCUUACAAGACAUGGGCAAUUAUUGAAUAUGAAGAUAAAUUUUCACUUUAUGAAUUACUAUCAAAAGAUUUACAACUAGAGAUAAGGCGUCUUAAUGGGAUUAAAAUACUGUACUCAAGUGUUGAAGAUGUCACCAUAAAAGACAAUAAUUUCAAGUUACCAAUUACUAUGCCUAUCCCUAUACCAUCAAAUAUUUUAAUAUUAAAGGACUGCAAAAUCUUUGCUUCAAUUCUUAACAAGGAAAAGAAGGAUCAUGUGUUCGUAAUUCGCAUUGAUUACUUAAGUGAUGAAUUACCAUAUUUUGUAAUUCACCACAUUGGUGCGAUCCCUAAAAAUCAUUCACAAAUAGAUCUAUCGAUAUCGUGGAUGGUGUAUGGAUAUGAAAAAAGUCUUCCAAUUCAAUUAACAUUUAUGGAACCUCUUUAUUAUAUUUGGACUAAAGAAUUUCAAUAUAGUAAUGUUCAAGCAAUUGAACACCCAGUCUUAAAUUUUGAUAAUUAUUGCUGGAUAGGAACCGUUACAGUAGAAUGUAACGAUAAUCCUGAUUAUGUAUUUGCAAAUUCUACUGAUGUAAUUAGUUAUCAUUUCUGUCAAAAUGAAAAAAAUGAUAAUACGCAAAUAUUCUGCUAUCAAUAUAAUCAUCAAACUGAUCAAAUCAGUAAUACUUUAAAUUUAAAACCUUACCGAUUUCAAUCUCUAUCAAAAAGUAGUGGCAUAUUUACUGGAGAGAAUUGGGAAUUGUCUGAUCUUUCAAAAAAACCUAUAUUUGUAAAUAUCCAUUAUUUGAAUACAUCAUAUCAUCAUCCUUUAUUUUUAAAUAUUCAUAUGAAUUAUCCUGUCAUCAAAUCAUUAAAUAACGGAUCUGAGAAUCUUAAUGCUUUUGUUGGUUAUGUAGUGAUCAGAGACAAACAAUCGCCGAAUGCAUAA